Messenger RNA from Colletotrichum lupini, 471 nucleotides. RefSeq lists its product as uncharacterized. The record is from RefSeq and is a predicted model, not a curated record. NCBI's taxonomy places the organism in Eukaryota, Fungi, Ascomycota, Sordariomycetes, Glomerellales, Glomerellaceae. The transcript has a single exon. Bases 1 to 471 code for a protein of 156 amino acids.
AUGUGGACUACUCCGGAGCUAGCUAUCAGAUAUUUCUGGCGUCAACCUCGACAAGCAAAUUCACUCAAACCCUGGUCGGAAAGAAGAGGCCACACGCGUCAUGUUGGCGAACUUGCGAUGCACCAAGCACGGAGAUGGCUCCAACAAGCUUCGCACUUUGACUGGAGUUUCUCUUCCAACAAAACAUGGUGCAUGAAGAAUAAGACAAGGGUCCCGGAUAGAAGGGGAGGAGAUAUAACAGAUACGUGGUUCAUUAUGGUACAUGCGGUCGAGAAGGGUGGCUCAAGGGUGGCUACGUCGAUGAUUUUCGUACCCGUACAAGGUCACGAGGCUGGGAAGACAAUGGCGAUUCCCGAUGGGCACACCCGUUCGUUAGGUAACUGCGAAGCUUUGCGUUCCGCGUUCCACAGAGUUCAUUUAUCGCUCCGUCUUGGCAUGCCGUACUUUAGACCCCGGGAGCUGUUCAAGUAG